Molecule: messenger RNA, 2660 nt
Organism: Mus caroli (Ryukyu mouse)
Lineage: Eukaryota; Metazoa; Chordata; Mammalia; Rodentia; Muridae
Gene: Apold1
Product: apolipoprotein L domain containing 1
Biological process (GO): angiogenesis; lipid transport; regulation of endothelial cell differentiation
Cellular component (GO): extracellular region; membrane
Molecular function (GO): lipid binding
Source: RefSeq, a predicted model, not a curated record
GGGAAAGCGAACACACAAUAUUCAUUUCCUAAAUACGGGACGUGCUUUGCCAGCGUCUCUUUUUCCAACAUGUCAUAUCCUGGCCGAAGGCAGCAGGGGUCAGGGCAGGAAACAGCAGCUUCUCAAAAUGAGACAAGGCUUUCCCAGAGCCGUCAUUGGCUCCUGGGAGCUAUAAAGUAUGCUCGUCCAGAAACAGUCUCCCACUUUUCUUCCUGGAGGCCAGAGUGAAGGGGCAUGGAGAAGCGGGCGGCCUGGGAGCCGCAGGGCGCCGAUGCGCUGCGGCGCUUCCAAGGAUUGCUGCUGGACCGCCGCGGCCGGCUGCACAGCCAAGUGCUGCGCUUGCGCGAAGUGGCCCGGAGGCUGGAGCGGCUACGCAGGCGCUCCCUGGCGGCCAACGUGGCGGGCAGCUCUCUGAGCGCCGCUGGCGCCCUGGCAGCCAUCGUGGGGUUGUCACUCAGCCCGGUCACCCUGGGAGCCUCGCUCGUGGCGUCGGCCGUGGGCUUAGGGGUGGCCACCGCCGGAGGGGCAGUCACCAUCACGUCCGACCUCUCUCUGAUCUUCUGCAAUUCCCGGGAGGUGCGGAGGGUACAGGAGAUCGCCGCCACCUGCCAGGACCAGAUGCGCGAGCUCCUGAGCUGCCUGGAGUUCUUCUGUCAGUGGCAGGGACGCGGGGAUCACCAGCUGCUGCAGAGCGGGAGGGACGCCUCCAUGGCUCUUUACAACUCUGUCUACUUCAUUGUCUUCUUCGGCUCACGUGGCUUCCUCAUCCCCAGACGUGCCGAGGGGGCCACCAAAGUCAGCCAGGCCGUCCUGAAGGCCAAGAUUCAGAAACUGUCUGAGAGCCUGGAGUCGUGCACUGGCGCCCUGGAUGAACUCAGUGAGCAGCUGGAGUCCCGGGUCCAGCUCUGCACCAAGGCCGGCCGUGGCCACAACCUCAGGAUCUCCGCUGAUCUGGACGCAGCGUUGUUUUUCUAAGAGCAUCCUCUACCUAUAUGGAAUGUUCUAGAGUCGCAGCAUCCACAGGGAAGUGCUACAGGGGUGGAGUGCAAAGGAUGAUAGGAACUCUUCUUGCAGGGCAUCCGUCAGUCCUUAGCUCCUUGUGUGUAUGAAGGACUUUUCACUUGUGUAAUCCCAACUGAGUAUGUGAUCCUUUUUGUCUUUGUAGGGAUUGUAGACCCAGCCUGGGCCGCGGAGCUGACUUGCUCUGCUCUUCCCACCCCAGACAGUUUAUCCACUCACAGACCAGGUCUGACUAUUGCAUAGACUUUCCCAGCAUGGCUUCAACUUCACACCUCUAGGUACCCUGAGAGGGAAAGCCACCCGAAGAGUCACUUUAAUCCCAACAUACUCACCCCCCUUCACUUCCGUAAAGAAGCUGGGGGAGGGGCGAGAUGCAGUCCCUGACAAUUUUAAAUGACUGACCUGGUAGCACAGAGGAGAGAGCAAUGGCCUUUGAGUUAAACAGUCUUGGACUGAUCACAUGCUCUGUCCCCCACCGUCGUGUGACUUAGCCACCUUCUCUUGCUGAGACUUGGCUUGUUCAGUGACACAGAUGGUGGUAGGAACCCACCCUGUUAUGAAGCCCUGAGACAAGAAAGGACCUUCAGAGUCACUCUCAGAAAGUCCAGGAAAGACUGGCCCAGAAGCCCAAGAAAGACUAUGCUGUGUGCUUGUAAAGCCAGUUACUCUGUCCCCUAUAAACUAGAAGACAGAACAGCACAGACCCUUUAGAGGGCAGUGUUGCUCUAGAGACUGGUACAGAAGUAAUGUGAAGUUACCAGCAAAAACAAACAAAAUCAAAAACAAAAACAAAAAACCAAACCAAAACAAAAAAACAAACCCCUUUAUCCUCUGAAAACUCCAGACACCAUAUCUUUAUUUAAAAUUAGUUAUUUAAUUUCUGUGUAUUAUUUACAUUUGAUUUUAUUUAACCAUCGCAUUUAGAAAAUAAUAAGAAUAGUAAGGGUCUGAAUAGGAAGGGAGUCCCUUAAGGCUCUUUCCAGGAGGUCAAGUUUGGAUUUCUAGAGUCUUUUUCCCUCAGAGAGGACUCUCUAGUGUUUGGCACGAUCCCUGUAAGUAAGAUGGGGGAGUCCUGAGGAGAGAGAGACUAAGCUGGUUUUUAAACUGGUAAAUGGAGUCUUGAAUUGUGGAAUAUAUGAAUGAUUAAGCCUAUGUGUCCUGAAGGUACUUUGCCAGAAAGCGCUUGACUUGAAAAAGAAAACCUAUUUAAUUCAGGGGUGGAGGAAUAGAGACUCAUGAAGGAAGCAUUUAGACCUUGGAAACCUGAUGUCCUAUGAAAUUCUGUUUUUAUAAAAUUGUGUUCUGGUAGAGAUCUGUCACAUUUUGACUUUGGGGCUGUAAGAAACCUGCUAUCUAUGCUUAAGAAAGUUCUUCUAACUUAUUCAAUGUCUCCCUAAAUUACCCUUUAGAAAGAGUUGCAAAGUCUUUGGGACCAUACCCAGGAAACCUUGGCUGUAUAUUUAAAUUAUUUAAUGCUGUACAUUUGCGCAGUCCCUAUGAUUCCCAGUGACGGCCACGUGUCUGAGGAAAUGUAUUGGCAUGAAGGGAAGAGGUGCUGUUUCUAUAUUUAUUUUUGUUUCCUAUAAGCUGUAAUUGGGAUAUAUCCUGAUUUAAUUUGACAUUGAUGUGGCUUUUUUUUU